This is a messenger RNA of Ilex paraguariensis (yerba mate), 181 nucleotides long. The record is from the annotation of a GenBank genome assembly. NCBI's taxonomy places the organism in Eukaryota, Viridiplantae, Streptophyta, Magnoliopsida, Aquifoliales, Aquifoliaceae.
GGGUUAUGUACUGAUUAACUAUCCUCAUGUGUUCCCCGGGUACCUUAAGUAUUUGACAAAGAAGUACUUGAAGAACAACAACGUGAGGAAUCGGCUUCGCCUAAUUGCUUCCAGCGAAGAUAGUAAUGUUUAUGAGCUGCACUACUUCAACAUUGCCAAGAAUGAGGGAGGAAGAAGAUGA